Prunus armeniaca (apricot) is the source of this 213-nucleotide messenger RNA. The record is from the annotation of a GenBank genome assembly. NCBI's taxonomy places the organism in Eukaryota, Viridiplantae, Streptophyta, Magnoliopsida, Rosales, Rosaceae.
AUGGCAACACAGAUUGUGUAUCUAGAUGACCCUAAAGCCGGGAAUGGUUGGAAGGUUGUUCAGAAGAUGGAUCAACGGAACGUGUAUGCUAUACUAGAACUGGACCCAACUGACAACGACGUCGACAACAUUGCUGAUCAACGUUUGGAAUCUUCUAUGGAAAAUGAUGCAGAAACACUUCGAGAUACAAAUGUUAUACAAGAAUCGUUUUAG